Molecule: messenger RNA, 1786 nt
Organism: Thalassophryne amazonica
Lineage: Eukaryota; Metazoa; Chordata; Actinopteri; Batrachoidiformes; Batrachoididae
Gene: kbtbd13
Product: kelch repeat and BTB (POZ) domain containing 13
Exons: 1
Coding region: 203-1675 (490 amino acids)
Molecular function (GO): protein binding
Source: RefSeq, a predicted model, not a curated record
UCAUGUAUAAGCCCGCUUGCUAUGUAUAGAGUCUGGCCUCAUCACUGUCAGAACAAACAGCGAGUGCCGAUUCAGGGUCCAGGCACGAGGCAUUCCAUCUCUUUACCACAGAUAUGCGGGAUCUCAAGCUCCUUCAAACUUGGUGUGUUUCAUUUUGUGAGCUCUUUGUUCAACUGGGGAUAUAAUGUAGCUCUGCGGCAGUAUGGUGAUGGAGUCUAACAGCUGUCCAGGACUCUGUGCACCACAGGACCGCCUGAGGGUGAACAUUGAUGGCAACAUUUUUUUGGUGGACAAAAACCUUCUAGAUGACCACUGUGAGUACUUCAGGGCUCUGUUCCGCUCAGGAAUGAGAGAAUGCCAACAAGGGGAGAUUCAUUUACAGUCCGUCGGGGUUCUGGGGUUCCUUGUCAUGCUGCAAGUCCUGUACGGGGACCAACCAAUACUAAACAGUGACCAGAUUGUGGAAGCCAUUGAGUGCACAGCUUUUCUUCAUGUCCCAGCUCUCUCGAAGCACCUGAACAAUAUUAUCGACUCUGAUAACUGUGUCCUCAUGUACCACACGGCUGCCACCUAUGGAGCGUGGGAGAUCUACCACCAUUCGGCUCUCUUCAUCAGGGACAUGUAUUCUGACCUGCAGAGUGCCGUCCAGACUUUACCCAAGCAGCUGGUAGAGCACAUCGAGUCCCUCUCUCCAAGCUCCUACAUGGCCAUGUGCAGCCACUCGCCAUCCAGUGAGCUGCUUCCUGACUCCCAGAGGACCAUUUGUUAUCUGGAUGAAGAAGACAAAGAAUGGAAGGUCUACACACAUCUACCUGCAAACAUCAGCACUACAAUGGCGGGCGUGGCUGUACUUGACAACAAACUUUAUAUCAUUGGAGGGGUGCAUGAUGUCAGCAAGAAGGUUGCAGAGACGGGUUUCUGUUAUGACCCUAUGAGCAAUACGUGGACAACAUUCUGCGGUCCCCAGCGGCCGCGCUAUAACUUCAGCCUCAUAGGUCUCAAGGGCUGCCUUUAUGCUGUAGGAGGUGAGUACGAACUGAACGCUUUGUCAUCCAUGGAGCGGUACAGUGUGUCUAAUGAGAGCUGGAGGUUCGUGUCCCACCUACCCUGCCCUGUGGCAUCAGUGGCUUUUGCUGUGGCUAUGAGCAGGAUAUUUAUCUGCCUAUGGAAGGGACAAGGAGCUUCUGACAUUUACGAGUAUGUGCCCGAAAAAGACCAAUGGAUUCUGGUCACCACACUCAUCCGUGAUCGGAGCUAUGCUCUUUGCAUGGUGGCCCAUAAGGACAACCUGUAUGUGAUGCGUAACGGACCGUGCGGGGACUUCUUACUGUGUGCCAUGGACUGUUACAACCUGAGUUUGAAGCAGUGGACAGCCAUGCUGGGCCAGUACGGGAACAGCAAAGGUUCUCUGUUCACGGCUGCAGUAAGAGGAGACUCUGUGUUCACCCUCAGUCGAAAGGUGACCACUGAGUACACAAUAGAGGCCAACAGAUGGCGGACCAAGUGUGAGAUGAGGGGCUUUGGAAGGAUUGGGUCUAUAUAUACUUUUCUAAUGCGACUGCCUAAAGCCACCAUUUCCCCGACAGGAAGGCAUCCAUCGCUGAGUCAGUGUCAGAAUGUUGAAGUUGUUGCUGAUGGUCCAAAAUACCCAAUGAGAUGCUCUGAAAAUUUGUGAGCCAUCUGCAUUAGUUGCUCAAUGAUGCACUUUUUUCAUGUUCCUGUGGUCAUACUUGGAGUGUAAUGCUGUUCAUCUUAUAUUUUCUACAUUUAUAUUCCACAAACUAUU